Molecule: messenger RNA, 1869 nt
Organism: Durio zibethinus
Lineage: Eukaryota; Viridiplantae; Streptophyta; Magnoliopsida; Malvales; Malvaceae
Product: gibberellin 2-beta-dioxygenase 1-like
Source: RefSeq, a predicted model, not a curated record
CAAAGCCAUUUGUUCAUGUACCCUUCUCUGCUCAAAUCUGUAUCAAACUCAAAACUCAUCCAUUCUAGGAAUCCACCUUUUUAAAAGAAGAAAAAAAAGAAGCCAUCACCAAAAAGUUCAAUCUUUUCUAUCUGUUUCUCUUCUUUUUUUUACUUGUACUAAAAAAACCAACGACAAUAACAUCAACGGCUGACAGAAAAGAAUAGGAAAAACAAUGGUGGUGUUGUCAAAACCUGCAAUUGAACAGUUCUCUUAUAUCAGAAACAACAAGCCAACUACAUUGUUCCCUCAAAUACCUCUUGUAGACCUCUCAAAACCUGACUCCAAACACCAGAUGAUCAAAGCUUGUGAAGAAUUUGGAUUCUUCAAGGUGAUCAACCAUGGGGUUCCAAUGGAAUUCAUUUCCAAGCUGGAAUCUGAAGCCACCAAGUUCUUCUCUUUACCAUUUUGUGAGAAAGAGAAAACAGAGGAAACUAAGCCUUAUGGCUAUGGUAAUAAAAGGAUUGGACCAAACGGUGAUGUUGGUUGGGUUGAAUAUCUUCUCCUGACAACCAAUCAAGGUCCCAACCUCCUUAGAUUCCUUUCUGGCGAAAACCCGGAUAGUUUCAGGUUAGCUUUGAAUAAUUAUAUGUCAGCAGUGAAGAAAAUGGCAUGUGAGGUACUUGAAAUGAUAGCUGAUGGGUUAAAGAUUCAACCAAGGAAUGUGUUGAGUAAGCUGCUGAUGGAUGAACAGAGUGACUCUGUUUUCAGGCUUAACCAUUACCCACCAUGCUCUGAUGUUCAACCUUUGAAUGGUAGCAAUGUGAUUGGAUUUGGAGAACACACUGACCCACAAAUCAUUUCAGUGCUAAGAUCCAAUAACACUUCUGGCCUUCAAAUCUCUCUUAGAGAUGGGAGCUGGAUUUCAGUGCCACCUGACCAAAAUUCAUUUUUCAUCAAUGUUGGUGACUCCUUACAGGUUAUGACCAAUGGAAGGUUUAAAAGUGUGAAGCAUAGGGUAUUGGCCAACAGUGUGAAAUCUAGGCUUUCAAUGAUUUAUUUUGGUGGACCACCAUUGAGUGAGAAAAUAGCUCCAUUACCAUCUUUGAUGAGAGGAGAGCAAAGCUUGUACAAAGAAUUUACAUGGUUUGAGUACAAAAUAUCUGCUUAUAAUUCAAGGUUGGCAGAUAACAGGCUCAUGCACUUUGAAAGAAUAGCUGCCUCAUAAUGUUUUAAUUAACGAUCAUAAAACGACAUCACAAGAUGAUGAAAGUGAUUUUCAUCGUACUGUUAAAAGAAAACUUAAAUCACAUCUUUCAGCCAACAAUCAUUAUGUUUUUAUUUUUUUUCUUUUAGUAGUAUUUUUUACUUUACUUAAAAAUUAUAGGAUCAAAAAGCUUGUAUUAAAUUUUCCUGUAGUUGGAAAAAAAAAAUAUGUAAUCUAGCUCUUUUCCUGUUGACUUUUUUCUUCUUUGUUUAUCCUCAAUGUAACUGUCUUUCUUGUUAAUAUAGUACAAUUUUCAUUCCCAUCAUCAUCACCAACCACUUUGAUAAAUAAAUUAUAAAAAAUAAAACAUUUCACAAUUAAAAAAAACAAAUGAGGAAUAUUAACAAUAAGGCUAUAUCCAAAUUUGGGUGGUCAAACUAUACAGUACUUUUGAUGGUUUUCCCUACCAAAACCAUAUAUCAAAGAUUGUUGUUCCAACUUAUAACUACAAUUGACAUAAACAAUCCUACUUGAAACUAAUUUUUUGUAAUGCACCAUCUAUUUUACUUGAAUUACAAAAUAAUUUAUUGAUAAAUAGUGAUAACAAAUUAUUAAAAUAAUAUCUGGUGGGUUGUGUUUGUUGUCUGGGACCACUGACUUUGAAAACCAAAGAUGUACGAAAC